AGGGACCAAACACUCGUCACCUGACAUUCACACGUGCAAAAUGGCGCCUUCCAGCACGGUGUCAACUUUGCCAGAGCCUCGACAAUUUCAGUUCAAAAUUUUGGUGACCGGCGACGUGGGAGUCGGCAAAACCUCAAUAGUCAAGCGGUAUAUGGAUGGAGGCUUCAGCACAGAUUACAGACUGACAAUUGGAGUAGAUUUUUCCCUGAAGAACAUUGAGUGGAAUGAGUCAACAAAUGUGAAUCUGCAAUUAUGGGACAUAGCAGGCCAUGAACGUUUUGGCAACAUGACAGCAGUGUAUUACAGGCAUGCAUCUGCUGCCAUCAUUGUGUUUGAUCCAACAAGGCCACAUACUUUUAAGUCUGUAUCAAGGUGGUAUGAAGACUUGAUAUCCAAGUUUUCAGAAGAUGGGAUAAGAUGGGAAAUUCCUGUAUUGCUACUAGCUAACAAAUGUGAUCUUCCUUAUGCAAAAAUAGACUUUGAAGAGGUGCAUGAGUUCUGUGAAGAACAUGGUUUUGUUGGAUGGUUCCCCACAUCAGCCAAGGAGAACAUUAAUAUAGAUAGUGCCAUGAUGUAUUUGGUUGAAAAGAUUUUAAAGAAUAAACUUGAUGGUUGUAGUCCAGAGUCAAAACAGAGUCGUAUAAACCUUGCAGAGGAAGUUGAAGAGGACACUGUGAAGAAAAAGAAAUGCUGUUAAAUAGUCCAGGAAUACUGUAUUUUAGAAUUUUACCUUGUACAUUAAGUUAGGUUUUCUUUUAUAGUUUGGACACUCAGGAUUGAGGUGUGAGGGUAUUGAUGAGGUGCUAUAUUGUUAGAUGAAGACACUCUUUAGAAGUUUUCUAUUCUGACAUGCAAGACAAGGUCUGACUAAGUCUAUGUAAUGAAUUAAUGUUCUUUUAAUGUCCAAGCUUGAAAAACAUGUUAACCAUGGCAUGUUUUGUAUCCUAUUAAAAGUAUUUUAUUUUUCUAGUAUGGAUUAUUACAAUUAUUAUUGCAAUCCAUCCUUUUAUUACAGGAACGUCUGUUUAUCUUUUAUGCUUCAUAACAUUUUUUACUACGGGCAUUACCUCAUGUGAUACACAUUUAGUUUCUUAUACCGGUUUUCCAAACAGCUCUUGUGGGCAAGUCAUCAGAACUAUCUGACAUUGUGGUAUUAUAUGUAGAGAAGUGCUUGUGACAAGAAAAAAUUAUAAAUAUUUAAGGGUUUUUUAAACAAUGAAACAAGAAACCACAGUUACCAGGUAAAAAUUAAAGGAUUUACAUCUUAUAAUGACAUAUUUUAAUGGAUUUAAUUUUUCUUUUCCCCUAGUCUGUGAUCUGCCAGGUGACAAACAGACUACAUAUUUAUAAAUAUGUCAUUUUUUGGUUUCAAGGUUUUCUUGGUAACUCAAACCUACAAGUUUUAAUACAUUGUGUAGUUGAGUAUUUUUCAACACAUGUAUAAUUUGGAUAUUAUCUGCAAAAAAUGAGAUUUGGCAUUUCUGCACUGGUUUCCUGCCUGCGGGAGGUCAUCAUCAUGUGGGAAUAAAACAUCUAAACAAAUGAG
This is a messenger RNA of Lingula anatina, 1546 nucleotides long. RefSeq names its product ras-related protein Rab-38. The record is from RefSeq and is a predicted model, not a curated record. Gene Ontology annotation, biological process: phagosome-lysosome fusion; endosome to lysosome transport. Gene Ontology annotation, cellular component: phagocytic vesicle; Golgi apparatus; lysosome. Lineage: Eukaryota; Metazoa; Brachiopoda; Lingulata; Lingulida; Lingulidae. Gene Ontology annotation, molecular function: GTPase activity; GTP binding.